AACCUGGGGACAGAUCUGGAGCUGUUGUUGAAAGAAAUUAGCUCUGUUUUUCUAUUCUUGGAUAACCCCUUUAAACUAAGUAAUAAUCAAGAAAGGCUGUGGGGUGGGGUGUUUGAAUCCAGAUAUUUGAUGCCUCAAAAAAAGGGGACAUUAAAACCGGAGUAACACAUUUACUGACUCUUGUGUUGGGUGGCUGGUAGUAAGCCACCUGUAUAGACAAGGAAGUUUAUCUGCAUCGUUAGUGCUAGACAAGCAGGUUUUAUUUUGUGUUUAUGAAUGUGAAGGCUCAGCUAGGAUGACAGAUAGGAUAAAAACAACCCAGCACACAACACUAUAAGAGGUAUUUAUCAUGUGCAAUUUAUUUUGUAAUUUUUUUUUUUUUUUUUGAAAUAGCAAAAACGGCAAACAUUUGCAUGCUAAAGCUGUAGUGUGAACAUUUGCCAUUUUCAUUAGCACUCGCCAGGCGGGUAUGUUUUUUUUGGAAUUGGGCGUGGAUUCCGAUGAUGUGGGCGUGGUCAUCCAAGCUCCCCCAUUUUUUUUGCAAACAAGAGUAAACUGCUGUUGAAAUCUCAGCUAGCUCAUAGCUAGUGGAUAUUUUAGCAUUGGGGCGGGGGCUCACUGAAUUAUGUAAAGCCAUUUAUGUGGGACACUUUUUAGACCAGCACGGUCUUCAUAAGUGCUCCCUGAUAUGUCAACUAAGCCUGAUACAGCAGGGUGCCUAGGGCAGCAUGAACACUAAUUAUGGUGGUUUGGAUGUUACGUUCUUUCUCUGACAUUGCUUUCCUCCUUUCUAAAUUCAUACACCUGUGUCCUGCCGGAGUCUCCCCUGGGAUCCCUGUAUGAUGUGUUAUUGUGGAGCACAUAGUGAGAAGCCGACAGACAUCAGAACCUGCUUCACCAUGAGAGUCCUACUGCUCGUCUCUGUUCAGACCAUACUGAUGGCUUCAGGUUAUUGUUUUAAGUGUAUAACCUGUAACAAGUCUGGCAGCAUAGAAUCGAUUGACUGCCAUGGGCCCAGCCGUCAGUGUGGUUUAUACCAAAUGUGCCUUACUAUGUAUAUAAGGACAUUCAAUAUUCUGCAAAGACAACUCAGUCGUGCGAAUACAUAUUACAUAAGUAGACAAUGUGGGGAUCCAACAGAUUGUGGAAAUAGAGGCACAAUGUCAUCCCCAUCACAUAAAAUGGCAUUCGUCAUAAAUUGUUGCAGCCCAGAUAACUGCAAGAUUUCGAUUUCCUCAUUGCGAAAACAAAAUAAUACACAUAAUGGACUGGUGUGCCCCGCGAUGUCUACCUUCUUAGAGGUUAAAAAUGAACCGACCUAUGCCAUGAAGUGCACUGGAGAUGAGACAAAGUGUUUCGAGUUUACAAGCGACAGGUCUCCAAAAGAGUAUGUAACUGGCUGUGCAUCAUAUCAAUAUUGUUAUACACAACCCUUAAUUGGGGAUUUCUAUCGUAAUGAUGAUCAUUCAAUGGGCACAGAAAUUGCACAGACAUCCUGCAAGACGGCAAAACCAAUAAGUUCCUUGCCAGUGGACAACUCAUUGAUAUGCUGGCAAUGUCGUGGAUCUGUUGACCAUACAUGUGAGCGGUUUGUGAAGUGUUCAACAGAAUAUGAUGUGUGUGUCACCAUUAUCUCAAAGACUACAUAUGGAAGAAGGCAACUUACAGAGCUGCUCAGAAGAUGUGGAUAUUCAUCGGAGUGUGACAGUGCCGGGAUCAUCACCACGGCUCAGAAGAGCAUAUCCAAAAACACCACCUGCUGUUAUACCGACCACUGUAUUUCUCCAAUACCAACCUUGCCCUCAGAAAACAAUGAAAACAAUGGACUCAUCUGUGAAUCCUGUUAUCUUAUAAACUACAAUAACUGCUCUGGUAGAGAUCAUAUUAAUUGUACCGGGAACGCAACACAAUGUAUUUCUUACACAAAGAUAGAGAUAGAUGAGACUUUAACAAGCAAAGAAGUCUUACAUGGCUGCGCCCACCCCAGUAUAUGUGAUAGUGGAAAUAUAACAGCGACCUUUAAUAAUAAAAUUAUUCAGGAAACAAAAAUAUGUAGUGUUCCAGCAAAAAGUAGUGGACAUUUUCCUAAUAUCCUAUGUGCAACUAUCUUGUUCAUAAUGUGGUCAGACUUAAUGUAGAAUAUGUAGUUUAAGGGUACGUUCCGACAAAGGGAUUUACGGCGUAUUUUACGCUGCAGAUCCGCCGCUGAAGG
Molecule: messenger RNA, 2212 nt
Organism: Hyla sarda
Lineage: Eukaryota; Metazoa; Chordata; Amphibia; Anura; Hylidae
Exons: 9
Coding region: 840-2138 (432 amino acids)
Source: RefSeq, a predicted model, not a curated record